AUGACGACUGUAAUUGCUUUGCCUCAAGCGGUUUGGAACGAGCUUCGUCAGCGGGGUUCAAAAGGUGGAAGGCGGGGUGGCGAGGAAGCGUUGAUUGGUCAUUCAUCGACUUCUGGCAAGACCAAGACCUCAGACUCGCGAUCAACAUUUCGCAACGCUGUGCGAUCAGCACGCAAACGCAUCGACGCCAUGUCGCUCGGGAGAUUGCAAGAUGCUGCUGCGGCUGCGGCGGCCGACGCGGGAGCUUCGGACGUCGACAACGUCGAAGCUGCAAGCUCCUCCAGCCACACUCCGAAUCGAUCGCCCCGCUUUAGAAGUAUGAUCAACCUAAGCAGAAGCUCGCCGAGGUCUAGAGAAGCUCAGAUAGAAGAACCGAGCGCUUGGGAGCUUGUCAGGCGAAGCAGAGCAGAGUACGAAGCGGUCGCUUUGGCCCUCUUUCCCAGCUUGCCUUAUGAGCUGCAGCUCCACAUUUUCAGCUUUAUCCCCAUUCGUGAUCUUACAAAGACCAUGUCUUGCGCUAGCAGGUACUAUGCUGCCAUGCACGAUAGAUAUGUCCGCGGCUCCAUCCAGACCAUCUUUUCCGAGCGCGCGAGCAGCACAGACAAAAGUCAGAGCAGAGGCUCGCAUCACCGAGAGAGGAGCUCAGCUGCAGCGACCUCGCGAUUGAUUUUCGAAGCGCAAAGACCAAUCGACACACUGACGACGAAGCAUUUCCUGCACUUUUCUCAUCUGGGUCCGCCGGAUGAUUCACGGAGCGAUGGAUGCACAGGCACUUACGCUCACUUUACCUUUGUGCGCGCCGACGCGGAUGCUUCAUCGACGAGCAAACGAUUGGAAUUGGAUCGAGGAGCGCAAGCUUCUAGCACCGCUGCAUCCCCAUGGCGUCGAGUCGCUCCCGCAGGUUAUCCUGCCCAAUUAUCCGUUCCGCAAGUUCCGCUAGAACAUCGAGAUAGGUUGACAAGCAGGGACAUCACGAGCAGCGUGUCGAGCCCCUCUGCUACUGCAAGCGUUGCCAGAGCGCUGCCCGACUCGCCCCCGCGCGCGCCUUUGACCCAGGUACUGCCGUUGUCCAGCUCGGCUAGAGGAAUGGGUUUCACGGAUGUGGCCACACCGUACGAACGCUUCUCAGCUGCUAGACUCGUCUCGGACGAUGAGGAUGCGGAUGAAACGGCAAGCGUCGGCGGGGUAGGCAACCAAGAAGAAGAAGAGCAUGGCUCCACGGCCCGCGUAGUGCCAGGCGCUGGCGGCUCGACGUGGAUACGAGGAGCGAACGACCACUUGCAUCCUGCAGGGCAAGAUCUGAAUAGACCUCUAGACGCCUACGAUUGGUCCGGUCCCAUCUCUUCCUCUCUCGACUCGCGCUCGCCUUUCGAUGCGCGCCAGAGCAGACGAUCGCAGCCCACGAUGCCCGCCACGAUGCCGACGUACCAAUUCCAACUGGACCCGCUCGAUUCGUUUGAGAGCUGGUGUCUGAGCUUGACGUUGCAGCGCAAGAGGGAGGAUGUGGACGUGCCUGGAAGACCUGCGAUGAGGUGGGAAAAGAGGCUGGCGGAAGGUCUGGAUAGAGUCUUUAGGGAAUGGUUCGUGCCGCCGCCAGCUUCUCAAGAAGCUUCGGGUCAGACGGCUCUUGCUCGAGCACACGCUAUCCAUGAUGGCUUUGCUGGACAAAGCACGAGUUUGGAAGAGGAAGCGAGAGCGGAACAAGAAGAGGAAGCAGCAGCUGCGGCAGCUACUGCUGCGCCCCGACCUCGCGCCUUGGAGUUUGAUGGACCAUCUUGCGUCGUAUGGAUCCAACCUCAUGCGCACAAGAACCUAACUUCUCAUCCGGCCCUCUCUCAAGCCUAUUCGCACUCUUACCUCUCCUACGCCUCCCUCUCCUCCUCCUCCUCCUCCUCGCGCGUCACGCUCACUUUCAACGCUUCCAGCAUUCGCAUCAAUGCGGCCAGAUUGUUAGCUUGCGCUCAGGAUGUAGAGGACGACAUUCGAAAUGCGCACAGGAUGGCUAGUGCUGGAGGAGCUAGAAUCUUGGCGGGCAGCAGCGGCGGUUCUAGUUGGGCGCACGCCACCGGAGGCUCCAACUACUUUGCCAAUCAGACCGGCGUCACCGUCUUGGCUCUCAGCGGAUUCAGGUGA
Messenger RNA from Ceraceosorus guamensis, 2133 nucleotides. RefSeq lists its product as hypothetical. Lineage: Eukaryota; Fungi; Basidiomycota; Exobasidiomycetes; Ceraceosorales; Ceraceosoraceae. The transcript has 3 exons. Bases 1 to 2133 code for a protein of 710 amino acids. Gene Ontology annotation, molecular function: protein binding. The record is from RefSeq and is a predicted model, not a curated record.